Morus notabilis is the source of this 1469-nucleotide messenger RNA. Its product is annotated as hexokinase-3. The coding region runs from base 1 to 1368 and encodes 455 amino acids. Gene Ontology annotation, biological process: glycolytic process; glucose 6-phosphate metabolic process; intracellular glucose homeostasis. The record is from RefSeq and is a predicted model, not a curated record. Lineage: Eukaryota; Viridiplantae; Streptophyta; Magnoliopsida; Rosales; Moraceae. Gene Ontology annotation, cellular component: cytosol; mitochondrion. Gene Ontology annotation, molecular function: mannokinase activity; D-glucose binding; glucokinase activity. The transcript has 9 exons.
AUGAGUGCGUUAGAAGUGUCUUACGAGUGUUGUACUGAGAUUCCACGAAUGGAAUUCGUUUGCUACUUAUGGUUCUCGUUUUUCAAGUACAUGAUUCUUCAUGCUCAUCUAAAUGGGAGUGAAAAAGGAACUCAUUAUGCACUAGAUCUUGGGGGUACUAAUUUUAGGGUCUUGCGGGUUCACCUAGGAGGUAGAAGGUCCUCUAUUCUGGGUCAUGAUGUGGAACGGCAACCGAUUCCUCAAGAGUUAAUGACCAGCACGAGUGAGGAUCUGUUCGAUUUUAUUGCUUCAGCAUUAAAGGAAUUUGUUGAAAAAGAAGGAGAUGGAUCUGAGACUUCACUGGAUAGAAGAAGGGAUCUUGGAUUUACUUUCUCUUUUCCUGUGAAACAAAUGUCUGUCUCAUCAGGCAUCUUAAUUAAAUGGACAAAAGGGUUUGCAAUUGUAGACAUGGUUGGGAAGGAGGUAGCAGGAUGUCUAGAGCAAGCAUUGACCAGAAAAGGUCUAAAUAUGCAGGUGGCAGCACUGGUCAAUGACACUGUUGGAACAUUAGCUCUUGGACAUUAUCAUGAUGAAGACACUGUUGCUGCAGUGUUAAUUGGGACGGGUACAAAUGCCUGCUACUUGGAACGGACAGAUGCUAUCAUAAAGUGUCAAGGGCUUCUUACAACUACAGGAUGCAUGGUUGUCAACAUGGAAUGGGGAAAUUUUUGGACGUCUCAUUUACCAAGAACUACUUAUGAUAUUGAUCUAGAUGCCGAUAGUCCUAACCCAAAUGAUCAGGGUUUUGAAAAAAUGAUAUCAGGAAUGUAUUUGGGCGACAUUGUAAGGAGAGUGAUUCUCAGAAUGGCACAAGAGACGGAUAUUUUUGGACCCGUUUCUUCCAAGUUAUCAGUGCCCUUCAUCUUGAGGACACCAUUAAUGGCUGCAAUGCACGAAGAUGAUUCUCCUGAUUUGCAGGAGGUUGGACGGAUCUUAAGAGACGUCUUGGAGAUUCCCGAUGUUCCUUUAAAGGUCCGGAAGCUCGUAGUUAAGGUAUGCGACGUGGUAACACGAAGGGCUGCCAGACUGGCUGCUGCCGGUAUCGCAGGAAUCCUAAAGAAGAUAGGCCGAGAUGGGAGUGGUGGCCUAACAGGGGGAAGGAGAAGUGAUAACAAAAUGAGAAGAACAGUCGUAGCGAUCGAAGGGGGUUUAUAUACAAGUUAUACGAUGUUUAGGGAGUACUUGCAUGAGGCCUUGAUUGAAAUAUUAGGGGAAGAAGUUGCUCAACAUGUCGUUCUCAAGGUAACAGAAGAUGGAUCAGGUAUUGGAGCAGCCCUCCUUGCUGCUUCACAUUCAUCUCAAAGUGUGGAUAGAGUACAGUCGCUAUAAAUAUAUAUAUUCAUAUAUAUACAUAUAGCCCCUGUAAAUGUAGAAAUCAUUCUCCAUAAUUUAUAUCUCUUUGUAUAAAAGGAAGGUUUGUCCAUAUUCCC